AGUUUAUUUGUGAAUGGCCAAGAUGGAAGGUUUUUUUUACAUCGUAUUUUUUUCUCAAUCAAGGCACUCUCUGCUGUCAACCAUAUGUGCAUGUGUGUUAGUGUACCUAAUUUUCAAUCAAAAAUUUCGUGAAUACGACGGAAAUAUUGUAUUUAUUUGUUGAAAUUUGUACGCUUUUCAUAGUUUUGGAUCUUUUAAUAGUUUUCCAUAAUCAUGAAAAGUCAACGAUCCGUAAAAUUGAAGCAAGCUUGUAGGGUCGCGUGUAGUUUACCUCCCACUACCACUAGAAGGCAGGAGACUUCUUGCGAUAGAAGUAGUGCACGGAUGAACGUGUGUGGUAUUUAAACGUGUAUGGUAUAGGGAACAGCAGAAUGGUAGCACAAAAGAGACAGGUUAAAAUUUAAAGAGCCUGGCACUUGGCAGCUCGCUCUUUCGUAUCGUAGCAGUCGAGCAAAACAUAAAAAGCAUAAACCAAAUGUGCCAUGCUGCCAUGCUCUGCAGACUGGCGUGUGUUCGCUUUUGAUAACAAAGGGGGAAAGCCGUCGCUCGGCCUGGUGGUAAGCACCAGAACUAGCGAAGGCAAGUGUUCCCCUAAUAUUUUCCUACGCGUAAAUCCUGUUUGUGUUCCUGCGUUAGCAGGGGACCGUCUCUGAAGAGCGCACGCAGUCACGAUGGCCAGCAUAAGCAUCAUGAACUCGGUGGAGGAAAUGGAUCUGAUCGAGGACGAUAACAUCACUGGCGCGUCGGAUGACGACGAUGACGGGGAUCCGAGUAGUCCGGGCAGUGCAUACGACGAUGGAACCAACCUGCUUAACGUGGCCAUGGAAAAUGAAGUCACCGCACAGCUGGUAGCCGCCGGUGUGGUCGGAGUGGCAGCCGCUGCCGCCAUUACAUCAUCCAAGAAAAAGAAACGUCCGCAUUCGUUUGAGACAAAUCCGUCGAUCCGAAAACGGCAGCAAAAUCGAUUGUUACGAAAAUUGAGGCAAACCAUCUUCGAGUACGCCACCCGCGUCGGACAGCAGGCGGUCGUUCUGGUAGCCACUCCCGGCAAGCCAAACAACAUUUUCAAAGUAUUCGGAGCCAAACCUCUCGAGGAUGUACUGAAAAAUCUGCGCUCCAAUGUAAUGGACAAACUGGACGAAGCACUGGCAGCACAGGCUCCGCCGCGCGUCCAAGACGAUCCGUCUCUGUUCGAACUUCCCCCACUAAUUAUAGACGGUAUCCCGACGCCAGUUGAAAAAAUGACCCAGGCACAGCUGCGAGCAUUUAUCCCGCUGAUGUUGAAGUAUUCCACCGGGCGGGGCAAACCCGGCUGGGGACGAGACUCGACACGUCCGGCCUGGUGGCCGAAAGAAUUACCCUGGGCCAAUGUACGCAUGGAUGCAAGAACGGAGGAGGAAAAACAGAAGAUAAGUUGGACCCAUGCGUUGCGGAAAAUCGUAAUCAAUUGUUACAAAUACCACGGACGGGAAGAUUUGCUGCCCGCAUUCAGCGAGGAGGACGAGAAGGCCAACGCUAUUGCAACUGCUAACUCAAACGUUGAGCAAAUAAAGAUUCAAAACACAAAUGUUAUCACAACGACCACAACCAGUGGCAACUCGCUGGCCAGCAGCAGCAGCAGCAACAGCAACGGCCAACAGCAGCAGCAGCAGAUCAUCAUUCAGCAUCAGCCGAACGGCACUAUCACCACCACCACGAGCAAUGCACCCCAGACGCAGACCCAUCAGAUCAUCAAGGAGGUCUCCGACGGGACGAUUCAGAUUCAAACGCAAUCGUCCCCGACGCAGACCCUGAAUGCGCAGGUUUGCCUCGACUCGAUGGCGCUAAGCGAUGUGGAUUACACGCAUACAGUGCUGCAAACUAUUCAGAACGCCGAUGGUACGAUGUCCAUCAUCCAGGUCGAUCCCAACAAUCCAAUCAUCACACUUCCAGAUGGAACAACCGCACAAGUACAAGGAAUCGCAACGCUACAAGCCCAGGGUGACAAUGGUGUACACACAAUACAGACUAUAUCGGACGGACAGGGUGAAAGUAUGUCCGUAGACCUGACGGAAGCUACCCUCGGCCAGGAUGGACAGUUAAUCAUUACCGGGGAGGAUGGUCAAGAAUAUUCCUACUCUGGCUUCCCGGUGAAUGUGAGCGGCAUGAUCACCCUGCCGGUAUCGGCCCAGAUGUACCAAACCAUGGUAGCCAACAUCCAGCAGCUGCCGAACGGGGACGGAACGGUGUGCAUAACUCCGAUGCAGGUACAUAGUCAAAGCACGAAGCCCGAGAAUUUUAGUAAUGCUAGGCCGACCGCACCGACACAGAACGUGACACUUUCUGCCAACAACAGUAAUCAGCUGGGCAGCAACAGCCACCAGCUCCCGAACAGUAGCAUUAAUGUAAACAGUCUCAAGAGGCCCCGUAGUGUACAAAAUAGUGCCAGUUUAGUCAAUCCUAGAAACGCUACAGAUGAGCAAAUUUUGAACCAACUGCUAGCAUCAAGCCAAAGCAAGAAACUUAGUGUGAUAGCGAAUAAUAAUAAUAAUAAUAAUAAUAGUAAUAACUCCACCAACAAUAACACUAUAAAAAUAAAUCUCUCCAAAGACGUGACCGACGGCCAACAGCGGCCUAUAGUGCCCCAGAUCGUCAUUCAGUUGAACAGUAACAUGCUCAAUGCCAAAGAUCUUCUGAGCGAAAACCUCCCAGCCGCAAUCGAGAAACAGGUCCAGCUUGUCAAGCAGGAACUGGAAACGCAAGCGGCGGUCGACAGUAUAACACCUGAAACAUCGCCGACGGCGUCUCCUCCGCCUCUUUCCUGUCGGAAUCCUUCCGAAGGCAAAAUCUAAAACCCAUUUCCCGCUCGCGUAACAGCUGAUUGCUAUGACUGACUGACGACGCAGACUUAUGGCGCAACUGCUCCCAAAACUAACCCUGACAGGCCCCUUUUGACACAAACACACACACACUUGACAAAAACCAGUGGAGUAUUGUUGAGUUUUUGUAGGUUUAUACGUUGGUUAUGCCAUACUUUAAAGAUUUCGUUUUCAAAGUUUUUUUUUGUUAAUUUCAUUUUUAUGUUUUUUUCUACAUCUAAGUUCCGAGUGUAAGAAGUUAGGGGGAUAUGAUUCGCAACAACGACGCGACAACAGCGGAAAAGUUUGCCAAAAAGUCUACAAAUUUGCCAAACAUUAGAAAAAAAGAUCUGCAUGAAUCUAGUCAGUGUAGUUUCUCUGCUUGCCGUAAAAAUUGUAUAGUUUCGUGUACUGCUUAAAGUACCCAAGAAAAACCAAAACCAUUUUAAUUUUUCGAUCAGAUUUAUAAAUCGGAAAAAGAAAAUAUUUUUCCAAUGCCCAAAAAAAAAUUUUUAGCGAGCAGAAAUAAUACCAAAGCUUUGGAAGCUUCUCUGUUCGGAGGAUAAAUUUCCACACUCGGUGCAAUGUGCCAGUAUUACAGCUAGUGUAAUAAAAAAAGGGCUAGCAUCGAACACAGAGGCCAGAAAAAAGUUCUACUUUGAAAUGACUUAACUAUCUUGAGACGUGGAAAAAACGCGCGUGAAUGCAAUUUAACGUAGUCAAACUAUUAGUCAAUCUCUACACCAGCUUAUUUACGAUAAGUUUUAUUAUGCGUACGGUAUUUCUCUAGUUAGACCAAGGUUUAGCUCUUACCCUUACUUUACGAUUAUCAUCACACUUGAGUUUUUUGUGCCAUUUCUCUUAGUUAUAUUAUGUGUUCGUAUAUGGAUGUGUGUGCGUGGUUUGCAUUAUUUAUUUUUGUCUAUCUCUUAUUUCGAGUGUUUAUUAGUCGUUUAAUUUGUAAGUUGUCAGUCCGUUUAUCAACAAUAUUAUUUAUGAAAGAAUAAACUACGGAUCCUUUUUUUAA
Wyeomyia smithii (pitcher-plant mosquito) is the source of this 3864-nucleotide messenger RNA. RefSeq names its product DNA-binding protein Ewg (gene ewg). Gene Ontology annotation, biological process: regulation of transcription by RNA polymerase II. Lineage: Eukaryota; Metazoa; Arthropoda; Insecta; Diptera; Culicidae. The transcript has 8 exons. Gene Ontology annotation, cellular component: nucleus. Bases 672 to 2831 code for a protein of 719 amino acids. The record is from RefSeq and is a predicted model, not a curated record. Gene Ontology annotation, molecular function: RNA polymerase II cis-regulatory region sequence-specific DNA binding; DNA-binding transcription factor activity, RNA polymerase II-specific.